CGCAUUUGGCGGGCACUGUGCCAAAAGCUGGAUAACCUUUGUACUCCGGCAUUAAAAGUGCAGGAGUCUGAGCCUCCGGGUGUGUAGCGGUUCUCCCGUCAUGCGGUACUUAACGUGCCUGUUGCUUUGGGUGUUCCCGCGAGUCUGGGGGCAAUGGGAAGACCAGCUAAAGAAUUACCCAUUGCGCUGCCUGCAGAUCUCUUCCUUCCCAAACAGUAGCAGCUUUCGCACAGAUGGCUUGGCCUGGCUGGGGGAUGUGCAAACGCACAGUUGGAGAAAUGCCUCUACCGUUAGCUUCCUGAAGCCUUGGUCCCACGGCAAGCUCAGUGACCAACAGUGGCAGACGUUGGAGCAUAUAUUACAAGUUUAUCGAACCAGCUUUACCAGGGACAUACAGGAAUUAGUCAAAAUGUUGCCUAUCAUUCACUAUCCCAUUGAGAUGCAGGUGUCUGCUGGGUGUGAAGUGCACUCUGGAAACACUUCAGAAAAUUUUUUCAACGUAGCAUCUCAAGGACAACAUAUCCUGAGUUUUCAGGGAACUUCCUUUCAGAAGGCCCCAGAUGCCCCACCUUGGACAGAGUUGGCCAUUAAAGUGCUCAACACUGAUCAAGGGACCAGGGAAACGAUCCAGCAGCUUCUGAAUGACACCUGCCCCCAGGUUCUCUAUGGCCUCCUAGAAGCUGGGAAAGCAGAACUGGACAAGCAAGAGAAACCUGUGGCCUGGUUGUCAAGUGUCCUCAGCCCUAGACAUGGCCAUUUGCAGUUGGUGUGCCAUGUCUCCGGCUUCUACCCACAGCCUGUGUGGGUGAUGUGGACUCAGGGUGAGCAGGAGCAAAACAGUACUCAGAGAGGUGACAUCCUUCCCAAUGCUGAUGGGACAUGGUAUCUCCGAGCUACCCUGGAUGUGGAGGCUGGAGAGGAGGCUGGCCUCGCCUGCCGGGUGAAACACAGCAGUCUAGGAGGGCAGGACAUCAUCCUCUAUUGGGCAGAUGGCAGACAUUCUUCAUAUGUGGUUUUCAUCAUCCUGGCAGUCCUAAUACUUGUGGUAGGCCUUGGGCUCGGUUUUGUGUUCAUCUCCAGGAAUCGGUGCUCCUAUCGAAGCAUCCGGUAGCUCCUCCUCACUAUUGCCUCUCCUGAGACUCAGACCUUCCAGCUUCUAGGACUUCAGUCCUGGUCUGCUCAGGAAGAAGUGAAGAACAAAUGAAGCACCCUUUCAACAUUUUUUUAAAAAAACGAAUUCAGUUUUUAUUAUAUUGCACUUUUAUGAGCCCGAGCGUGGGUUGGAACAAACAUGAUUGCAGAUGCACAUACCGCCAAGAACAAGCUGUGGGCAGUAUUUUAUGGGAAUUGCAUUGAACUGGAAAGCACAGGUCCUGCCCAAACAGAUGCUUCAGGGUCUGUUGACAAGUGUAAUGUCCAACAUGGCUCAACUCUUCGGUUUUCAAGAAAACUAGGUGACAUGCAGAUUAAAAAAAGUAAACUCAAAUAUUUGCAAAUAUUGGCACUGCUUGAUAUCUUAGAUCCACACCUGCUGGAGAUGGAUAUAAAGACAACCCCAGGGCUUCCAGGUUGUGGCUCUUUAAAAAAAUGUUUGUCCUAAAUGCCAUAUGAUAAUUUUGGGACAUAGUCUCUAUGGUAAAUAUGCAUUUAUGACUGAAGGGUUUAUUCUCUUUAUAAUAAAAUUAGGAGGUCUCCUGA
Molecule: messenger RNA, 1698 nt
Organism: Cricetulus griseus (Chinese hamster)
Lineage: Eukaryota; Metazoa; Chordata; Mammalia; Rodentia; Cricetidae
Source: RefSeq, a predicted model, not a curated record